ACACCCACUUUUUCUCUCUUCCAAGAGUGAGUCUGCUCCACAACCUUAUAAAUAUGUUUCUGUAGCUGUGCAACCUAGUGUCGGUCAACCGUUCUUAAGCAACAUCACAAGCAGUCACUUUAAGAGCGACUUGCGCAAGCCCAUUGCAUGUUGUGCCAUAAUCAGCACCCUCAAUAGUUAAGUAACAGUAUUAGCAUCAUUCGCCGAGGUUACACAGCAGAAGAUCAAUGAGUUCAGCAUACAAAAGCAUUACUUCAGCUGAAUGAUCAUAUGAUAAGUAAGUCGGCAUGGACCAGAGAGUGGAAGAGAGGCUUCUGGGAUCAGAAGACGAGGCCAAGACCAGAGGGCUGCGAUGGAGGAUUUGGGACGAAACGAAGACGAUGUGGAAGAUCGCAUUCCCUGCAAUGUUGUCGAGGGUGACAUUAUUUGGGAUAAUAAUAGUUACCCAGGCAUUCAUCGGACAUAUUAGCGCGCUGCAAUUCGCCGCCUUCGCGAUUGUACAGACCAUACUCGUGAGGUUCGUCAGCGGAGUUACGCUGGGCAUGUCCAGCGCCACCGAGACCCUCUGCGGCCAGGCCUUCGGAGCCAAGCAGUACCACAUGAUGGGCAUCUACCUCCAACGCUCCUGGAUUGUCAGCACCGCCGCCACGACCAUCCUCAUCCCGGCCUUCAUCUUCGCCACCCCGCUCUUCACCCUCCUCGGCGAGGACGCCUCCAUAGCUGACAAGGCCGAGCCGGUGGCCCUUGGCCUCAUCCCCAUCAUGUACAGCACCGUCUUCAGCGCCACCAUCCAGAUGUUCCUCCAAGCGCAACAGAGGAACUUCAUCGUCAUCUGGUUCGCCACGGUGUCGUUCUUGCUCCACUUGCUCCUCUCCUGGCUCUUCGUGAUGAAGCUAGACUGGGGGCUCGCCGGAGCACUCGGCGCGAUGAACGUGUCGUGCUGGUCGCUGGUGGCGGCCGAGUUUGUCUAUAUAUUCGGAGGGUGGUGCGGGGAGACGUGGCAAGGGUUCUCCACGGCGGCUUUUAGUAGCUUGUGGCCGGUCGUCAAGCUCUCCGUGUCCUCCGGCGUGAUGCUCUGCUUGGAGUUGUGGUACAACUCUGUUCUUGUACUGCUUGCUGGGUACAUGGAAAAUGCCACAGUAACCAUAUCAACCUUCUCCAUCUGCCUUAGCAUAGCAGCAUGGAUCCUAAUGAUCGGCCUCGGUUUCCUAGUUGCUGCAAGUGUGAGGGUCUCGAAUGAGCUGGGGAGAGGAAACACCAAAGCUGCAAAAUUUGCCAUCAAGGUCAUCUUCAGCACGGCAACGUGUUUCGGGCUAGUCUGCGCGGUCCUGUGCCUUCUCUACAGCUACCAAAUCGCAAAGUUGUUCACAAGCAGCGAGGAAGUGGAUGAGUCUGUGUCUGAACUCUCUUACCUACUUGCACUCUCGGUGUUCUUGAACAGCGUCCAGCCAGUUCUCACAGGGGUGGCCAUAGGAGCAGGAUGGCAGAGUGUGGUUGCAUUUGUUAAUAUUGGAUGCUAUUACCUGAUUGGGGUUCCCAUUGGAGCUUUACUGGGAUAUGUUGCCCAUUUGGAGGUCAAGGGAAUAUGGAUAGGAAUGAUUUGUGGGGUCACUUCACAGUUGCUUGCUCUUGUCUACAUGACAUGGAAAACAAAUUGGGAUGAACAGGUGAUCAGGGCCUCUGAACGGCUGAAUCAUUGGCUUUUGAAACCAUCUGAGACGUCAAGCCAAAACACAGGGAAUAGUACAGAAGACUGAACAGCGAUGACUUAUGGUCAGUGAAGUAGCAUUUUGCAUCAACAAUGUCUAGGUACGCAGUCAAGAAUCUUACUGGAUCUCUGGAAGAAGCUUAGUCGACCAUCGGCGUGUGAAGCUCCUUCCUCAUUUCGAAACCCAGCAAGUGUUGCAGCUACUGUUUCAGGUCAUUUAGGCCAUCCUUUCACGAGAGUUUUGCUAGCACUGCCCCCGAUAAUCAAUGACAAAUACUCAAGCUCAUGUGCUUAUACUACUAUUGGAAAUAUUGCGAAUAUUGAGCAGUUCGUAUUUACUACUGAAACUCAAGAUGAUCUCUGGCAGGAAGAUUUCGGAUGUGAUGACUAUAAUGUCCACUCACAAUAGAGUGGUAAGGACUAGAUCUUUAAUCCACUAGUUAACAUUCAUGUUGUAGAAUGGAUCACCUUAUAUUUCUUGAAUAUUUAUGGACUGCUUAUUUAAUGAUGUCCACUCACGUCGGAGACAAUCAAAAAAGGGCCAAAACUUCUCUA
Eucalyptus grandis is the source of this 2263-nucleotide messenger RNA. Its product is annotated as protein DETOXIFICATION 24. The transcript is spliced from 10 exons. Gene Ontology annotation, biological process: xenobiotic detoxification by transmembrane export across the plasma membrane. Bases 288 to 1757 code for a protein of 489 amino acids. Gene Ontology annotation, cellular component: membrane. Gene Ontology annotation, molecular function: antiporter activity; xenobiotic transmembrane transporter activity. Lineage: Eukaryota; Viridiplantae; Streptophyta; Magnoliopsida; Myrtales; Myrtaceae. The record is from RefSeq and is a predicted model, not a curated record.